Messenger RNA from Solanum pennellii, 3644 nucleotides. RefSeq lists its product as uncharacterized. The transcript has 12 exons. Bases 2044 to 3021 code for a protein of 325 amino acids. NCBI's taxonomy places the organism in Eukaryota, Viridiplantae, Streptophyta, Magnoliopsida, Solanales, Solanaceae. The record is from RefSeq and is a predicted model, not a curated record.
AUACUAAUACGAACAACAAUACCAAAAGACACCACGAAACAACUGCUAUAUGUUCUCUUCUUAUCCAGAGACGAGAAUUUCCAGCAAGUUCCAAACCCAGCUGGAAUCGACCCAACUCCAGCAAAUACCCAACCCGGCAGUCCACUUCAAUCAUCCUUACUCGAACAGGUGUCUCGAUCUUGCGCCUCAACCAUCCUUCAUCAAAAUGGACGGCUAACUUCAUUUAUGCCAUUGAGGAAUUUGUAUAAGAUGGUGCUAAUUCCAGCAGCCUUAUCCUGGAGAGAGAAGAUUCAAAUUUGAGUUUCAAAAAAAAAAUACACUUGUUUCCCGCCUUUUUCAAUUCAAAUCUUCCCUCUAUAAAUACCCUACUGUCUUCAUUGUUAUGGGGGACUUUUUAAAAAAGAAAAAAAGUGAAUUGAUAAAGAGAAAAGUUGGAAAAAAGUUGAAAUAAAAUGGGGAAAAGGUUGGGAAAUUUUUAGAGCAAAAUAUUGAGGGAGUUAUCAUUAGAGAAGAAAUCACAGAAAAACUGCUGGCUGUGCUGCUAUAUAUGAAAUACUUAAGAUUAAGUCCUGAAACCAGAGAGUGAGGUUCAGAUUUUGUUUGGCCUUCUCACUCGUAUCUUGUUUACGGGAGUUUGUCGGAGUCUGACUUGUGGUAAUGGAAUUGCUCUCAAACUCGUUGCCCCAUUUCGUUGCUCAUUAUGAGAUCCAAAGAUUGCAUGACCCAUUAUUCAUGAAGAACAAGAAUGUAGUUAAGCCAAAGAAAAAGACUGAAGAAAUCCAUAAAAAAAAGGCCAAGAAAAGUUACACAUGUUGUUUCCAGACCCACACUUCCUAAGGGCAUUAAUUAUGUUAUUAAAAAAAAUACCAGCACAUCCAUUGAGGUUUGGAGCGACUUUCAAUUUUGAUUUUGUGAAUAAAAUCAAAUUAUCAAUAAAGGAUGACGGCGUUGCAAUGUUCAAAAAAAACAAUUUUUGGACCAUAUUUGGAAAUUCCAAAAUGUAAUUUCCAGGGUCAGAUUAUUAAGUGUUUGUUGUUGUUGGAGCUGCGACAUGAAAAUAAAGAUGUACUGCAUGUUCGUCAUGCUAAUGGGAAUGUAUUGAUGUUUGGUAUGAAAGAAUUUGCCAUUGUAACUGGCCUAAAAUGCAAAGGAAAUGUUAAGGAUUUUUCAUAUCCUAAUUCCACUCCGAGCCGGUUAUUACAAAAAUAUUUCCCUGAUUGUCCUACGGGUAUAACCAAGAGUCGAUUGAUACAGCGUUUUGCAAUGGGUAAUUGGGAGACCACACAGGAAUCUGUGGAAAUGGCAAUAGUAUACUUCAUCAAUACUUUCAUGUUAUCCAUCUUGGUGAGACCUUCAUACGUAUAGAAGAAUUUCUAAUGGUCGAAGAUGGUAGGUAUGAAAUGUAUCCUUGGGGUCAGAUUGCAUUAAAUAAGCUGACUACAUCACUCAGGCAAGACUUCAACAAACGCAAACAGAUGUAUCGCUUAUUUGGUAUGCCUUAUGCACUCAACAUUCUGAUUUAUGAAUGUGCAUCUACUCUAAGUCCAGACCUUGCUGUUAAAGUAGCGAAUGGUAUUCCGAGGAUAUGUAAUUGGACAGUGGUGGCUGAAAAGCCAAAAUAUGAAAAGUUAAUGACUAGCAUUUCUCCGAGAUGAGGUGGAAGCCCUUGAUUUACUUGAUAGUCAAGUGGUCAACAGAAAUGAACUAUCCACGCCACCUGUUGGUGCAAAAAAAGUGCAAAUUAAAGAUAAGUCAGGUUUUGAGGAUUUUUCAACAAGCCCUCCUGAUCAUUUAUUGAGAAGAUCAUCUCAUAUAUCUGAUACAUCAUCUCCACCACCACUCAAGAGGAGAAAGAAUACUGAUACACACAAAACAAAGGGUUCGAAAACUUUGUCAAAGCAGUUAAAGCCGCAAUUAAAUCAGUCAUUCUCAAUGCCAUCUGAAGAACCUACCCCGCCUGCUAAUGUAUCUUCUGCCCAUGUAUCUUCACAAGUCUCAAAAGAUAAGUCUGUAUAUCCCGAUAUUGAAGAACUAUAACAACAUAUGAAGGAAUACGUUGACUGUAAAUUUGAGUAUCUUGUGAAUUUGAUAAAGGCAAAUCACAUUGAGGUGAUGAAUUUUAAGAAUAGGGAGGAUGACCAACAACCAAAGGAUAUGGGCGGCAAGUCUACACCGCACAUGGUUGAAGUUUCCGAUGAAGAAGGCAAUGAUGGACACCAAGCAACCUCUCCGAUACAACUGGAAUUUGAUGUUGACAGUCAGACUGAAGAUACAUUGAAGAAUCAUCAAGUAAUGAAGGACGUUUCAGAACUUCAAUCCCCAAAUUCAAAUAGUCAUCAUACUGAUGAAACAUGUGAACACAGUAAGGAUGCUCCAUCAGCGCAAACGCCUCAUCAUUUAUUUGAAGGAACAAUGAACGAAGAUACAUCGGAUUCUACACCAUCUGGUUCAAUAUCUCCAGAUACACGAGAAACUAUGAAUACACUUAUUGCUGAUCUAGGAAGUCUGCUUAUUCAUGCAAAUCAACAGAAGUUAACCGAAAAUCAAAGUUUGCUUUCGGACAGUCAAUUACCAAUUGAUAUUUCAAUCACAAAUAUUGUUGUCCGAAGCGAAAUAAAUACUCCUCAUGCACGUAUCCGGAUGCCUUCGAGAAACUGCAAAUCUCCUUAUUUAACUUCAUUUGGGUCAACUGAAAAAGGAAAAGCGGUCAUGACUGAUGUAAUUCGUCCAAAUUUUCCAUUUCAAGGAUGUGAGAUCACAAACCAAGCCCCUUCAUAUCUGAUUGAUAAGUUUAUUGAGUGGGUUACUACAGGGCUUCUUAAAGCUCAUUCAAAAAAGAAACCAUCAGAAGAUAAAUACAAAUCAAGAGCAUCUUCAUUGGGUUUUGAAAUGAUGGAUUAUGUCGUUGCAUUUCCGACAAAUAAGAAUUGGUUUUAUGCCAUGUCUCAGCCUAAAAACUGUUGGACUGAUCAGCACAUCGAUGUUAUUUUUUACUACAUUCGUAAAAAAUCAAAACUUUGAAGCAUGAAUCAGUAUAGAUACACAACAGUCAAUGGUUUGUUCAGCACACAUAUCAACAAUAUCCAUGAUAGGUAUUAUAACAAUGAGGCUGAUGAUGAUAUUAGUACCCAAGAACACCUUGAUCGUGCAAGAGCUGUAUCAGUACAUGAGAGGUCAGUAAUCAACGUCAUGAAAGGUUUUUCAAUACCAGCUGGAUUACCAUGGCAUCUGGUGGACGAUGUUUAUAUUUCGAUUAAUUAUGAUGGAAAUUUUCAUUGGGUAUUAGCUGUGGUUGAAUUGAAUAAGAGGUUGAUACGCGUGUAUGACUCUUCUUUGGGCACAAGGAAACGUGUAUAUUCUGAGGAGAUAAAAAAUUUGUCAAGGAUGCUACCUUCUUACCUCAUUGACAGUGGUUUCUUUGAAAACACUGAGUGGACAAACUGGUCAGUUCUUGAUGCAUACAAGGACAAACAAACGGGUGUACCUUUAGAGUCACAUAUUCCUUUCAACAUUGAAUACGCUGAAGGUAUCAUGCAACAAGAAGACGAUAGCCUGGACUGCGGGUUAUACGUAGCUACAUUUGCAGAGUUUUUGAGUGACCAACUUGUUAUACCACCUGAUACUGAUGGACAUCUUGCGAUGUU